AUGGAAAAGGCCGAUUUAAAAAAGGAAAAGCUAGAAUAUGGCAUCGGUAUUCGCCAUCUUCAAAUGUUUUGUAUGGGACUCAACAUGAUAACACUAUUCAUCGUGAGAAGCAGUAUGGGAGUUGCAGUAUUGGCUAUGACGGAUAUCAGUAGACGGCGGGAUUCAAAAGUUGAGAUAUACGACUGGGAUAAAAAGACCCAAGGUCUUAUCUUAUCGUCUUUCUUCUGGGGAUACAUGGUGAUGCAAAUACCAGCUGGUCUUCUGUCAAAGAAAUUUGGUGGAAAACUCGUCAUACUUGUAGCCCUGGUUGUGAAUGGUUUUGUGUGUGGACUCCUUCCUUCAAUUGUGAGCAUUGGUGGCUGGCAGAUAGUAUGUGUGUGUAGAAUGCUUAUGGGGCUCACUCAAGCCUGUCUCUUUCCGGCAAGUCAUACUCUCCUGGGAAAAUGGCUGCCUGCGCAUGAACGUACUUCUUACACUGGUCUUGUUUAUGGAGGAUGUCAAUUAGGAAUCGUCAUAGCAAUGCCUGUGUCUGGCCUACUCGCUGCUACAGAUUUAGGCUGGAAGUUAAUAUUCUACGGUAUAUCAGCUCUCAUGUUCGUGGAAGCGGUUAUAUGGCACUUUUUUGCUGCCAGCUCUCCGGGAGAACAUAGACUUAUAACUUAUAAGGAAAGAGAGUACAUUGAGAGCGAUUUGAAUUCCGGUGGUCCAAGUAAUCUCCGCACUCCCUGGCUAAAUAUUUUGAAGACCCGCGGAUUUUGGGGAACUCUUGCAGGGCAUAUUGGUUCAUCUGUUGUUUACAUGCUGUUUUUCGUGGAUAUGCCUACUUACCUAGAGAAAGGCUUGCAGAUCAGUUUAACCAGUAGUGCAUUCCUAUCAGCUCUACCAUACAUAGGAAUGGUCGUUGGCAACGUGGUGUCCUCUAUUUUGUGUGAGAAAAUGUACAACAAGGGUGUUUUUAGAUUAGUCACAUUACGAAGACUGUUCAAUAGUAUUGGUGUGGCUGGAGUGACCGUAGGUCUAUUAGCUCUCUCGUUUGCGAAGUCAGACAGCAAGGCUUUAGCUGUCGGGAUGCUUACUGUUACCCUAUCUCUAUGUGGGUUUGUAUCCGCUGGGUUUAUGAUGAGUCAUCUAGAUCUUUCCCCGAAUUACGGCGGAGUAAUGUUGUCCGUUACCAAUUGCAUCACAUCCGCUGGUGCCGUUGCGAUACCGAUCACAAAUAGUUUUAUCUUAAGAAAUGACCCUACAGAUGUAGGGCGAUGGCGUGUCGUAUUCUUCGGAACAGCUGUAGUGGGUGUCAUUUGUAACGUUCUUUAUGUGCUGCUUGUGAGCGCAGAUAGACAGGAGUGGGAUGACCCCAACUACUUGGAUAAACAGAAGGCUGACCCGGAGGAAAGACAACCAGCAUUGAAGUCAAAGGAAUUUGAAAUGAAACAACUCGAACGACGAUAA
This is a messenger RNA of Pieris macdunnoughi, 1449 nucleotides long. NCBI's taxonomy places the organism in Eukaryota, Metazoa, Arthropoda, Insecta, Lepidoptera, Pieridae. The record is from the annotation of a GenBank genome assembly.